GCGUUUCUGCCUGUGUCCAGGCAAAUCCCCACACUACGUUCAACAUUAAACACACAGCUGCACACACAUAACACAUAUAGCUAAUAAGGGCAACUUUAGGAUACGUAUAUAUCAGAAUAGACACACACAGGUGGAUGAAAAGUUCUAUUUCCGCCGUAACAUGUGUGGAAGAACUGCGUGCACCCUUGCUUCUGACGAAGUGAGCCGAGCCUGCUCUUACAGAAACCGAGGAGGGCAGCGGAGACAGCCCCGCUGGAGGGAUGGAGAUGCGGACAAAUACCGACCGUCAUACAACAAGAGCCCCCAGUCUAUGAGUCCCGUCCUGCUGUCACAGAGGCAUUUUGAUAAGAGUGCUCCUGUCGAUGAGUGUGUGUUGGCCUCCAUGCGUUGGGGUCUGGUACCAGCCUGGUUCAAGGAGAAUGACCCGAGCAAGAUGCAAUACAGCACCAACAACUGCCGCAGUGAGAAUAUUUUAGAGAAGAAAACAUACAAGGACCCCCUGAUAAAAGGGCAGCGCUGCGUCAUCCUAGCUGAUGGCUUUUAUGAGUGGAGGAGGCAGGGAAAAGACAAGCAGCCUUUCUUCAUAUACUUCCCUCAGACUCAGGGAACCAGUAAGGAGAAAACAGAGGAUGACCCCGCGACCUCAGCUCGCAAUAAGGAGAAUUCAGAGACAGCGUGCCCUCCAGAGGAGGCCUCCCCUGACUUGACAGAGGAAGGAGAAGCACCAGGUGAGUGGACCGGAUGGAAGUUGCUGACUAUGGCUGGACUGUUUGACUGCUGGACGCCUCCAGGUGGUGGGGAACCCCUUUACACGUACAGUGUAAUCACUGUGAACACUUCCCAAAGCCUGGAAAGCAUCCAUGAUAGGAUGCCAGCAAUCCUGGAUGGAGAGGAAGAAGUCAGAAGAUGGUUGGAUUUUGGGGAGGUGAAGUCUCAAGAUGCCUUGAAAAUGCUCCAGUCUAAGAACAGUUUGACUUUUCAUCCCGUCUCCUCACUAGUAAACAACUCUCGCAACAACUCUCCGGAGUGUCUUCAGCCAGUGGAUCUCAACAGCAUUAAGGAGUCGAAGCCCACAGCCAGCAGUAAGAUGAUGAUGAGCUGGCUGAAGAGCAGUGCACCUUCAAAGAGGAAGGAACCCAACACAUGUGAGAGCAAAAAAGAGCAAGAAAUCAAGGCAGAGGCUCAAUGCAAGUCAACAGGGGCACUCCAGCAGUGGCUUCAGGGAGCCAAUAAGAAACCAAGAACCAAAUGAAGAUGUGAACCGAAAACUCUGUAUAAAAGACCAGUGAGGCCUUAUUUGUUCCACUUUACUAUUUUGACAAUUGUGAAAAAAAGUGUGUAGUAGUAGUAAGUAUAAAGCUUAGUUAGUAACCGUUUUAAAUGUAAUAUAAAAAUGCUACAGAUUUUUACUAUUAAACUUGAAAAUGUUAAUGUCUGAAAUAAACACAGCAUGUUAAAUUCAAGAUUUUUAUUACCCUUAUUACUUGAAACGCAAAGACAUUUCAAAACAAUGUACCGUAGAUGCUAUGCAUUUCUCAUAUUAAUAAUGAUGAAUGCCAAUACUUCCCCCCACAAAGUUACAGUAUGUAUGCGAUCUUGUAAUCUAUAAUGCAUUUCAAUGUUCUAACAUAAUACAAACCGAGAGUUAAAGAUCUGAUCGGUUAAAAGAAAAGUCAAGCACUUAAAUUGUUGGCCAACACGAGCAACUGGCAGAGUCGGAUAUGGAGAUUUACAACACAACUUUUUGCCUUCUCCACUGAUUGAGAGGUUUGCAAAUAUACAAAGUCUUGCAACAG
Cottoperca gobio is the source of this 1796-nucleotide messenger RNA. It is a transcript of the gene hmces, whose product is annotated as 5-hydroxymethylcytosine binding, ES cell specific. Lineage: Eukaryota; Metazoa; Chordata; Actinopteri; Perciformes; Bovichtidae. Gene Ontology annotation, biological process: protein-DNA covalent cross-linking repair. The transcript has 7 exons. The record is from RefSeq and is a predicted model, not a curated record. Gene Ontology annotation, molecular function: single-stranded DNA binding. Bases 161 to 1252 code for a protein of 363 amino acids.